Talaromyces atroroseus is the source of this 1110-nucleotide messenger RNA. Its product is annotated as putative dioxygenase. The record is from RefSeq and is a predicted model, not a curated record. The transcript is spliced from 2 exons. NCBI's taxonomy places the organism in Eukaryota, Fungi, Ascomycota, Eurotiomycetes, Eurotiales, Trichocomaceae. Bases 1 to 1110 code for a protein of 369 amino acids. Gene Ontology annotation, molecular function: oxidoreductase activity.
AUGGCCGUCACAGCAACCGUUCAGCCGCUCCCAGUGCCUCAAGGAUCCGCCAUCAACUUCGGAUCCAUCAUCUCUGGAGUCGACCUAGAAAACCUGUCGGACGAAGAUUUCCAGGUGAUUCAUGACACGUUGUAUCGUACCAGCGUGGUAGUCAUAAAAUCCAAGCCUGAUGUCUCGGCCAAAGCUCAGUAUGAGCUCACGCGCCGCUUUGAUCCGUCCUCCACUGCUUAUGGCCACGGCAAGACGCUCGAUGCCAAACGCAGCAUUUUGCAUCCUGAUUUGAAGACAGUCCCGCAUCAGCCUCAAGUCCAGGUCAUUGGAAAUGGAUUUGUGAAAGACUAUGAAGGCCUGAAAGAUAUCACGCUUCGUCAUCCUCACCAUCGCACGUUCCAUCGUGAGAUCAUCCCCGAGGUCGAAGAUCUGGAUUAUACGCGAUUCUACCGGUGGCACAUCGAUGCAGCACUUUAUGACCUAGAUCCCCCGCUGGUAACUACUUUGUUGGCAGUGUCACUGCCGUCAAAGCGAGAGCAGACUCUGCGAUAUGAUGACGGCACUGGCGAUGAAUUACGCGUGUCUUUGGGCACUACGGCGUUUGUAAGCGGUUACCAGAUGUAUGAGCGUUUAUCCGAGGAAGACAAGGAGUUCGUUCGAACGAGCAAAAUCGAGUAUGCACCUCACCCAUACAUUUGGAUGAGCAAGGCUCGUUCUCUCCCUACUGGUCUCGGCCUUUAUUCCGAGCGCCUUGAGUUGGAUGAAUCUGAACUACCUCCCAUUGAACCAAGCAAAAUUAAGAUGUUCCCAAUGACCUGGAAAAACCCAGUGACGGGCAAAUUGGCUCUUCAAGUUCAUCCAUCUGCCAUCCGACGGAUUCACCUGAAAGAUGGCACUGUCGUUGAAGAUCUUGAGAGAGUACGCGAUAUCGUGUACCGUCUACAGAGACCGGGCAUAAGCCCGGAGUAUGUUUAUGCACAUGACUGGGAGGAGGGGGACAUGGUGCUCUUUAACAAUCAUGGAGUCUUGCACUCCGUUGUCGGUGCUUUUGCUCCUGAGGAAGUGCGAUUAUUCCGACAGUGCAAUUUGUCUGCUAGUCGGGCUCCACUGAGUCCUUAA